Molecule: messenger RNA, 1150 nt
Organism: Vigna angularis (adzuki bean)
Lineage: Eukaryota; Viridiplantae; Streptophyta; Magnoliopsida; Fabales; Fabaceae
Product: phospholipid hydroperoxide glutathione peroxidase, chloroplastic
Exons: 6
Coding region: 30-821 (263 amino acids)
Biological process (GO): response to oxidative stress
Molecular function (GO): glutathione peroxidase activity
Source: RefSeq, a predicted model, not a curated record
AACUUUCCAACCUACAAUUUCCAUUCUGUAUGACACACAGAUUAUCUUCCAUAUUCCAAGUACAGAAAGGACCAAACUUGAGAAGUCUCUUGAGUUUGCAACCACCAAAUAUGUCCUCCAUGGCUUUCUCCACCACCUUCUUCACUCCCCUCCAUGAUUUCACCCGUGCCAGAACAAACCCACCACCUUCUCCCUCUUUUCCUUUCAUCAAAUCCUCCUUUGCUUCCUCCAACUCAACCUUUUUUCAUCCUUCCCUUUCCCUACGAACCUCAUCAACUUUUCCAAGGCUCUUCAUAAAGCCUAGGUCUUUCUCAGUUCAUGCCAGAGCUGCCACAGAAAAGACCAUCUAUGAUUUUACUGUCAAGGAUAUUGAGAGAAAGGAUGUCGCUCUUAGCAAAUUUAAGGGGAAGGUUCUAUUGAUUGUCAAUGUUGCUUCACGAUGCGGUUUGACGUCAUCGAAUUACUCGGAGCUGUCUCGUUUGUACGAAAAGUAUAAGGAUCAAGGUUUGGAGGUUCUAGCUUUCCCCUGCAAUCAAUUUGGUAUGCAGGAGCCUGGAUCGAAUGAAGAAAUUAAGCAGUUUGCUUGCACUCGAUAUAAAGCAGAAUUUCCAAUUUUUGACAAGGUGGAUGUCAAUGGACCAUUUACGGCUCCAGUGUACAGUUUUCUGAAAUCUAGUGCUGGAGGCUUUCUGGGUGAUCUUAUAAAGUGGAAUUUUGAGAAAUUCUUGGUUGAUAAAAGUGGUAAAGUUAUUGAAAGAUACCCACCAACAACGUCGCCUUUCCAAAUUGAGAAGGAUAUUCAGAGGUUACUUGCUGCAUGAGGUUUGCAUUUCAGAACACAAACAAGAACUGUAUGUAGGAGCAUAAAGGGAGCGAUCUUGCAUAAGGAGUUAAUACUUAAAACAGAUGAUGAGCUAUAAAUAUAGCCAUGUUAAUUACUUUGGUGUCUAUACUAAAGAAAUUACCAGUUUAGUGAAGAGAAGUUAUACUUCGUUUGCCCAAAAUGGUUCAUAUUAGUAUUUGUUCGUUCUGUUUUUGUGGGAAAAUUCUAUGGCCAUUUGUAUUAUCCUAAUAAUAUGCUGUCAUUAUAAAAGCUUGUAACUUGUGUAACAUGGUAGAUGCAGCAGUAUACUGUUUCUUAUUACCGCUA